Molecule: messenger RNA, 3252 nt
Organism: Alosa sapidissima (American shad)
Lineage: Eukaryota; Metazoa; Chordata; Actinopteri; Clupeiformes; Clupeidae
Gene: desi1a
Product: desumoylating isopeptidase 1a
Exons: 6
Coding region: 328-837 (169 amino acids)
Biological process (GO): protein modification by small protein removal
Molecular function (GO): peptidase activity
Source: RefSeq, a predicted model, not a curated record
ACUAAUCUUACCACCCAUGGAAGAAGAAAGAUACCACCAGACAUCUCAGUCUCAGUGGGCAAACCUAGCUGAUCCGCUAACACUUAGCGUUAUAACAUUUACCCUUAGGUAUCAUUUUAACCAUUUUUGAAUGCAACGAAUAUCUUGUGAUUCAGACUUCAGACAGUAUAUUCGUCCGUACCGAUUUAUUUUAGAUUUAGGACAUCACCAGCUGACUAACUAGAUAGCUGCUAGCUAUCCAGCUACCUGGCUGGCUAACUAGCUACUCAGCUGUCAACAAACAUCAAGAAACGUUAACGUUUACGGGGAACUGAUUUAUUCAGAAUAAUGGACCAGCACAAUACGACAUACUCCGUCCAGCUUUACAUAUACGACCUGUCCAGGGGGAUGGCUCGUCAGCUCAGCCCUAUCAUGUUGGGAAAACAGCUUGAUGGAAUCUGGCACACUGCCAUUGUGGUUUUUGGAGAAGAGUUUUUCUUUGGAGGUGUUGGCAUCUCAAGCUGUGCGCCGGGUGGUACGAUGUUGGGCCCUCCAGACUCUGUGGUGGAACUUGGAAACACAGAGGUGAAUGAAGAGAUCUUUAUGGAUUACCUCUCAUCGCUCGGGGAGACCAGUUACAGAGGAGACCGGUACCGACUGUUUGAGCACAAUUGUAACACCUUCACCAACGAGGUAGCCCAGUUUCUCACAGGCCGGAAGAUUCCGUCUUACAUCACAGACCUUCCCUCGGAGGUGCUCUCAACGCCUUUCGGCCAGGUGCUGCGGCCCAUCCUGGACUCCAUCCAUAUCGCUCCCCCAGGUGGCAAUGUGAUCAACGGCCAUAACAACCACAGUUAGACCCCCCUGCCGACCACACUCUCAAGCAAGAGAAUACACGACGCCCUUUUAGCUGACACGCACUAUGUGGUGAAGGUCUGCUUUCUUCUGUAUUAUACCGAACACGAUGGCUUUUGCUCCUUGUAGUUCACGUGUAUUUAUGAUGCUUUGAGUAUAUGUAUGUGUAUAUAUAUAUAUAUAUAUAUAUAUAUAUAUAUAUAUAUAUAUAUAUAUAUAUAUAUAUAUAUAUGAAGCUGUUCUGUUGUGCACAGAUUUGCACAUUUCUACCCUGGUCUGGAAUCUCUGUCUUGGUUUUUUGCUUUUUUUUUUCCCGAAAAUUGUUCUCACUUUCCUCCCUUUUCUCAAAGUGGAUCAUUUCAUACUGCUGAACUUUGAACCUUUAUGUCAGAUAUGUGUAUUUAUUAUCGGCUUGUCCCGUGGUGUAUUUAGUCAACAUUUCCUCUUCUCUCUUCUCCUCUCCGGUCUGUCACAAUGGAGACAUAUAUCCUGUACUGAGACAUAGGCAGAGACUUUUACAGAAUACAAGGGGGUCUAUUGCUCUGACUCACAAUGCCAAAUCUAGAGUAAAACAUCAGAAAUACAUUGUGUUUGACAGAGCAAAAGAGCACAGGAGAAAGCCCAGCCUCACUGGCUCAGUGUUGGUUUCCAAAAUAUUUGUUGCUGAAUCAUUCAGUUGAUUUGCUCUGUUAUUUUUACUCUACAAUGCAUCAAGAAAUGUAGAAUUUCUGAAGCCAAGAGCCAACUCUCAUUGCUUGUGUAGACUUAAUCCAAAUCAGCAAUUCAAAAGCAAAAUCAAGUUAUGUUUAUAGGAGAGGGCGUAUGUGUGUGUGCGCGUGCGUGCGUGCGUGCGUGUGUGCAUGUAUGGAUGGGUGAGCGUGUGCUUGUCUGUGCGCGUGUGUGAGCCUCUGCCUGUGUGUGUAAACUCAUUUAUUUAGUUCUAACCCCAGUUCUGUGCGGUGGAAAGGAUCAUCACUGUCUACCCACCAGUGGGACUAAUUGAGUAUCUGACUAAGAGAAGGGUUCAUCUCACCUUCACCCCCAGCUGUAGUUGCCCAGCUCUGUGCCGAGCGGAGGGCCUUAGAUCUUCAUGCCCCACCAGACGGUGUGAGUAAUGUACACCUCGGUGCCUUCCCCCCCAGUCCACACCCCCAACCCCCCCUUUGGCACUCACACACGCUCACCAACCUGGAAGAGUUUGGCACUGUUACCCUAGCAACAGGCUUGAGAGGGAAGGAGGAGCACAAGAGGUGGGGUCAACCCCCCCCGCAAACACACACACACACACACACACACACACACACACACACACACACACACACACGUACAUACUCAUGUACUUACUCUCCCUUAACACUUAACAAAAAAACCUCCAGAAGAGUGCUGUAGGGACCAUUAACAUGUUGUCAUCAGGUAUUUAUUUUCCUGCUGGAGCUAGCUGUAGCUCAAGCAUUGCUGUUUGAAGUUGUUGCUGCAUCAGAAAUAUGUAAACAAUGCUAAUGAAUAUAUGCCUCAUAUAAAUAGUUCUAAUGUACUUUAUGUGUACAUUUGUAUUUGAAGGUAGACUUUUCAUGAAGAGCUAAAUCUUACGCAGCAAUGCGUUUGCUUUUUUUAAUGUUGGGCUUUAAUAAACGGCAAAUCUGGAAUUUACAACCAGUGCCAUGUUGGGUAAACACUAACAUUUACAAAGCUGGUGUUCAUUCAGCUACUCAUAUCACCAGGAGACUUUUGACGUUCUUAAGCCAAUAUGAUAAAGGAAGGAGAGGAGGAGGGAAGUGGAGUGAAUGCUCGCCUGUUGUGCAGUCAUACAACUGAGUACACUAGAAUCCAGCUAUGGACUCAACAUAGCAAUCAUGAGGCCAUGCAUUAGGAGCCUGGCAGUACAUCUUAGACUUUGUGGGUAGUGUCACAGACUCACAGUGCCACAUUUGAUGUACACUGUGUGUGUGUGUGUGUGUGUGUGUGUGUGUGUGUGUGUGUGUGUGUGUGUGUGUGCGUGCGUGCGUGUGUGUGUGUUUGAGUGUGUGAGUGAGACAGGUGUUAAUACCCUGGGAUCUUUUUUGUAAUAUUUUCUUUUAUCCCCAUUAAACAUGCUCUCUACCAGCUAUUAACUAAUAUGACCUAGAGCACAUCAACCCUCAUUAUGUGAAAUUAUAUGGUAUGUUUAUUCUGUUUUAUUGAAAAGUUUAUUAUUUAAAAUAUUUCUUAUGUUAAGUAUUUAUUUAUCUUAUUUGUGUUAUUUGUAUUGUGUAAUUAUGAAUAUAUUUUUUUUCAGUUGCCAUUCAUUGUCAUGUGUAGAUGUAUAAUGUGAAGCCAUCAUCCAUAAGUAUUCUUACAUGCACUACAGCCUUGAAUAAAUUGCUUAUGUUCCAACCUACUUCUGCUUUAGUUUGAAUAAAAUAUGCUCAGAACAAUUCA